AUGGGAACACGAUCUCCAAUAGAGUUGGGGCUCCGAGUAGGAUUAGGAAAAGAAGAUUCCCCAUGGGAGGAGAGGCCUGUGGUUAGUAAUAAAUAUGAGAAAACGAGGGCAUCACCAGAAACAAAAUCUCCAUUGAGAAAGGAACUUGAAAUGCGAUUAGAAAGGCAGAACAUUUCUAGGACCCGCACAGAGAGGGGUAAUUUCGGAGUCAACACGGUCUCAGCCUUACAAGGAACAAAACCUUCUCUGGAUAUAUUGCCGGGAAGAAUGGGGUUAGGAAAUGAGUGUCUUCUGGCAGGGUGUAACCAUGGCAGGAUAAUACAGCCUCCCUUGGGUAUGGUGUGUGGAAGUCCACAGGAUGUAGGGAGCCAGAGAGGUCCUGUGGCUAGUGGCCCUGAAGGGAUAGAGGCAUUAGUGGAAAGGCAGCAUGCUUUGGAUAUGGAACCAAGACAAGAACUAGAAAAAAAGUCUACCUAUGUUGUGAUGAAACCAAGCACAGAGAUUAAGCCUCCUGGGGAGGUGGACACUGGGCUACCCCAAACAGAGGAGCCAGAUGAAGCUAAGAAUAGAGAGCCCCAGAUGGGCUUGGUAAUAGAACCUCUCCAGUGCCAGUUUGGCGAACAUCCUGAAGAGAAAAAGGAAGGUGGAAACAUUGAACCAGGAGUGGAACCUCCAGAUCGCGUCAGACCCAUAUACUCUGGGAAAUUUUUUGAUCGGACACCCUUCUGGCCAAGUGCAGGGAAAGUUAUUCCAGUUGGUUACAGAGUUGCAACCUGCUUGACUGAAAAACUUCCCAGGCUAAUUACUCCACCUGCAGCAAAAAAGUAUUUCGACUUCAGAUAUCCACCUGCUGGAGCAGAAAGAGUAUUUUAUGGCAGAGCAAAUGAUCCCCAAAUCGCCCGUUAUUUGACACACGGAAUAAGAUCUAACAUUUCAUUAUCGGCAAAUACAUUGAUAAACCCACAGCCAAUUACCACAUUUCAUCAGAAAAUCAAAGAUAAAAAAGAAUCUAUAUAUUUUAGCAAUCAACGAGCACCAUUAGGAAAAUCUCAUGAUCAAGCACCAGGAUUACCUAAAGGAAUGGAUAUAAUCAAUACGACAUUUGGGACAGCAGUCAUCAGAGAAUUCUCUGCCAAAGAUGUGGUGAAUCCACCAAAACCCUAUGAAGAAGUAUUUAAAGAAGGAAGGGAAGGACAUGAUUUGUAUGUUGUUUCUCACAAUGAUUAUUAUGUGGGAGAAGCAAAGAAUCGAAACUAUAACCCAUCAAGUUUCCACAGGUUUAACUUAUACGGAGUCCCAACACCACAUUUUAAUGAUGGACGAACCAUGGCAAAAACUUUAUAUUGGCUUCAUGAACUACAAAUGAAAAGAGGAGCUAAGAUUGUAUCUAAGAGAGCUGAUGAUUUCAAAGAAAAGUUUCAACAUAAACUUGGAAGAGUUUUGGAUCCCAUUGCAGAAACAAGGAAUGUUCCCCCAGAUCACACAUUUGGAGCUUAUCUCCGUCCUGAGGAAUAUGGAGUCAGUGAUCUCAUCCAUAAUAGACUUCCAGGUGAAUAUCUUCGAGGCAAGGAUAGACAGCGAGGCCUGAUUGCAGCAGUUCGACAUCACUUGAAGAAAGUUAAUUACCAAAACUUUGACACUUUGUUGGCAGCCUUCAGGCACUAUGACAAGGUCAGUAGUAGAACAGAGCUUUUUGCUGCUAAUGCAUGCUACAUAUCCCAGCAGGUUGGUGUAGAUCAGGGGUCAGCAAACUAUGGCCAGUGGGCCAAAUCUGGCCCAUCACUUGUUUUUGUAAGUAAAAUUUUACUGGAACACAAAAAAAAAAAACAAAAAACCAAACAAACAAAAAAAAUGUGUUCUUCUACAACCAUCAACAUCACUUGGGAACUUAGCAGCAAGCACCAAGUAAUAAUGUCUUCCUGUACUUUUUUCUUUCCCUUCUUUCUUAAAGGUGGAAAACCUGAUUGUGCAAACCCUGCUGAGACUAAUGUUGAAGAAUCUGAACCAACUCUCCUGAUAAAACCUGAAGAUAUUGUCUUAAAAGAACCAGGGAGCUCAGAAAACACUGUCCGGACACUUCUGAGACCAAGUGAUAAAGUUUCUGAUGAUUAUAAGACAACUUCUUCUGAGAUCAAUGCAGUCGUGGGAGCCAUUCCCUCUACUUGUUACCCCAUCUAUGGUGUUCCAACCAUUCGAUCUGAUAUUCCUGCUCCCCGAAUUUGUCGCAUCAGUGAUAGAACUAACUAUGGUGAAGAGGGCAAUGCUUAUUCAUUACUACAUCCCACCAUCUUUGCCCAGAAAGGAGUGUUUGAAAGAGACUUCUUCAAGACCAGAUCAAAAGAAGAGUUCAGGUUGCAGGGAGCUGUGUCUACUUCAGGGAGACAUAGACGGGUGUUCCCCGGAGCUAAAACAGGCUCCAGAAGGUGCUGGGGUCGUCCUUUGCUCUCUCAUCUUGAAAAUAAGUUGCUCCUACCCAUGAGGACCCACAGGUUUGACCUGGGGCUGCUCCCUGCAUCUUCCAGCAGUCGUGGGGUACCAUUCCAUCAGGGCACCAAUGGGGCCCACCCAAGGAUGCCAAAUUCUGUUACCAAAAGUUCAGCAUUUAUUCUCAAGGCCACAUCAGAAGAACAAGGACAAGUGGUUUGA
Propithecus coquereli (Coquerel's sifaka) is the source of this 2646-nucleotide messenger RNA. RefSeq names its product EF-hand domain family, member B (gene EFHB). The record is from RefSeq and is a predicted model, not a curated record. Lineage: Eukaryota; Metazoa; Chordata; Mammalia; Primates; Indriidae.